AUGUCCGUGAACAAUUAUAGAAAAUGCGCAAAGUGUGGUAAAACACGUGCUGAAGAUAUGACGGUGACGUAUCAUAGGUUUCCGAAUCCAGGAAAGGAUAAUAACACGAAGGCUCAUGCUUGGGCCAAAUAUUGUUGGCCGAAUAAUGACUGGAGUUCUAGAGAAUCAUUAUACUCGCUCCACAAAACCAAUAAAGUUUUAUGUGGAAGACACUUUCAUUCAUCUCAAUUUUAUGACAGUACAAGGAAAAAAUUGAGUAAAUUUGCUGUGCCUGAAUUAACUGACUUACUAAAUGAUGAAACCAAUGUAUUUAACCAGAAUGCAGCAGCAUCAAAUGUAGCAGGACUGCAAAAGUCAAGAGUACCAUUUUCACGAAUUGAAAAUAGUCCAGUGUCACCCAUUUUGGUUAAACCAACAAAUAUAUUGUCACCCCUAAAACGACCUACUGACCCAAUACAGCCAUCUAAGUCAACUGACAAGGAACAGAAUGCACCAGAAGAAAUGUUACCUUCAAAAUCCACAUCAACAAAGAAUGUCCAGAGUCAAGUUUUGCCAUACCAUGAUGAGUCACAUUUGACUAAAUCAGCUUCCAAGAAAUGCAAUAGUAUCCUGAGUGCAAUCAAUGUGUCUAAAGUUAGUGAAUUGACUUCUAGAGAAGUUAAGUUAUACAAUAUUUGCAAAAAAAAGCUAAGGGAAAUAAUUAGACUCAGAAAAAAGUAUAAAAAUAAAAAGAUAGAUAUAGUUAAAGCAAUUUCUGAAGAUGAAAAAGUGCAACAACUAUGUGAUUUAAAUAUCAGCAAUUCUUUUGUAGUUUUACUACAAAGCCAGUUACAAAAUUGCCCUAAAAAACCAAAAGGGAGAAGAUACACACUGAAUCAAAAAAUCAUGGCUUUAGUAAUUUAUAAAAAGUCACCUGCCUGCUACAGACUACUCAGAAGAAUGUUCACAUUACCAUGCCAAAGCAGCCUGAAUAAAUUGCUUAAUAGAGUGCCAUUGAAACCAGGGAUUAAUCGACACAUAUUUACAUCUCUUAAAAAAAUGACUGGAAAUCAAACAGAUGAGGAAAACAUUUGUAUUUUAUCUUUUGAUGAAAUAUCAAUUAGAAAACAUUUGGAUUAUGACUCAAAAUCAGACGAAAUACAGGGCUUCAAAGACCAUGGCAAUCAUGGCAGAAGUAAUGAAAUUGCCACUAAAGCCCUUGUAUUUAUGCUUGCCGGUAUAAGAAAAAAAUGGAAACAGCCCAUUGCAUUUUAUUUCUCCCACACACUGACCGCCGAUAGAAUGACUGUGAUUUUAAAAGAGAUACUCACAGAAUGCAUCAAUUCUAACGUCAAUGUUGUUGCCACUGUGUGUGAUUUAUCAACAGUAAAUCUGAAAGUAUUGAAGACAGUAGGUGUGACAACCAGUGAACCUUUUUUUUUGCACUGUGAAAAGGAAAUUGUGGCAAUUUUAGAUCCUCCACAUCUUUUAAAAUGCACUCGAAAUCUUCUCAUGAAACAUAAUGUCGAAUGCACAACAGAUGUUCAGUGCAAUGAUAAGACUGUGAAAGGCACAGCAAAAUGGAGCCACAUUGAAGCAUUUCACCUUCUUGAUAAAAGUAAUGCAAAUUUUGUUUUUGCUCCUGCACUAACAGACCAUCAUUUGCAUCCAAAUGUUAAGCAGCAGAUGAGAGUAAAGCUGGCAGCACAAGUAUUUAGCCACUCUGUCACCGCUGGCAUAUUAGCGAAAAUUGCAUCAAAUGAACUUCCAACUGAAGCCCAUGCAACAGCAACUUUUGUGCAAAAUUUUGACAAGCUGUUUGAUGCCGUUAAUGCUGACAGCCCGGACCUACGUAGAGGAAAAAAGUAUUCCACAAACCUAACUGCACGGAGCCCUCAUAUAGCGUUCUUCGGAGAGAUGAGAAAGUUUAUUUCAUCCAUGAAAUACCUGGGAAAGAAUUGGAAGAAGACGAGAAAAGAAAAGCCAUGGAAAGGAAAAUGA
Messenger RNA from Arctia plantaginis, 1980 nucleotides. The record is from the annotation of a GenBank genome assembly. NCBI's taxonomy places the organism in Eukaryota, Metazoa, Arthropoda, Insecta, Lepidoptera, Erebidae.